This is a messenger RNA of Saccoglossus kowalevskii, 1852 nucleotides long. RefSeq names its product sialate:O-sulfotransferase 2-like. The record is from RefSeq and is a predicted model, not a curated record. Lineage: Eukaryota; Metazoa; Hemichordata; Enteropneusta; Harrimaniidae.
AUAUAUUCUUUCCGUCAGCAUCCAUCACCAGUCCAGCCACGGUACUGCCCCACACGUGGCACUAUCACAGAGACACUGCAUUGGAAACAACCAACCCGUGUAGUCCACUUUUUUUUUCAUUCCUAUCAGCCACAAGAUGAUUUUUAGGAAGUUUCUCCGGACGAUUCAUUAUAAAGCCGUUUUUGCUGGCGGGUUGUUGUUUAUUUUAAUAUUAUUACUAGUAAGAACCGACGAUUCAUCGUCCAACAGAGGGCUAUUAUCAGCCAAUUUUCUCGGAGAUGGUAAGUGUUCGGUGAGGUUUGCCGGUCUCCACGAGCGCCCCUUGGUUGCGUUGACCAGUUUUCCUGGCUCAGGCAACAUUUGGGUACGACACCUAAUAGAAAGGGCAACUGGCAUUUACACUGGAAACUGUAGACCAGAUAAAGAACUUUUCAAAGAAGGGUUCGUGGGGGAAAUUGAACACUGGAGAAAGGGCAAAACUAUUGUGGCUAAAACGCACGGAUACGAAGAAGGUCACAUCGCCGAAUUCCAGGCCGCCAUACUCAUUGUUCGGAACCCAUACAAAGCGUUGAUUGCCGAAAGAAGCCGUAAACACGCUGGUAUGCACUCAUAUCCAACUCAAGGAAGUUUCUCAGGACCAGAAUGGGAAAAACACGUGGCAUGGAACGCUAUCUACUGGGAGAGGAUCAUGAGUAACUGGUUACAGAGCAGUAUCUCUCACAUCGUCAUCUAUUAUGAAGAUAUCAGACAAGACCCAAUAGUAGAACUAGAAAAGAUGACUGAUUUUCUCAACACGACUCUAUCGGAUAGACUGGACUGUGUGAAGAAGGAUUUAGAAGGUCGUUUUCAUCGCUCCGGUGACGAGGAUUUGGGCUAUGACCCCUUCACCCCAGAAAUGCAUGCGGAUAUUGACCAGCGAAUUGGACGCGUCAACGCCGUUCUUCAAAGCAAAGGCAUGAAACCAGUUUAUACAGCGUAAAUACGUCAACACUCCGAGAACAAAGCCUCGCCCAUCAGUACUGGGCAUCUAUCACCGAAAGUUCUACAUUGGCCUGUAUUUUAAAAAAGAAGCACACGAAAGGACAUGUUAUAGACAGCCUGGCAAUGAAUAAACCACUGGGCUUGCCGUUUUUUGUGCUCGAAUUGUGUUUAUACAGUGAUGCCAGGUCUUGGAAGAAAAUUUGUACAUAACCAAUUAUUAUUUGCUAAUUUUACAAAGACUGGGUUGUUCACGGUACACACAAUAUGAGUGGGUGGGUGGGUGUUAUUCUACCUAUGGGUAUAGAAUUGUUCAUAGCGAUAUAGUCACGGGUGACUUUUGCAUACACAAAAAAAAACAUUCCACAACAAUGUGUUUAAUUUCACGAUGUUCUUUUAUUUAUAACGGAUUUAGAAUGGUGAUGGAAACCAUUGCACGUAUAAACGAUUCCUGUUGUUUGGUGGCGCUGUUCAACACGUCUCACUCUGGACUCAGAGCGCCACCAUACAGGUAAAACUGCCAAUUAAAAUUCUACACGCAAACAAAUACAAUAAGACAGCAGUAUAAUCAUGAUAUUUUGCCCCUGGUUUAACAUUUUAUUGCCACUAUGACGUCAUUCUCGUCUGUUACACAUUCUGAUUUAAAUUUGAUAACAUAUAUUAAGUUAUGUUUAUAUAUUGAAGUAUUUGUAGUGACGUCAUUAUAUGAACAAAAAAAUCAUUUUUUUUUAAUUAUUAGUCAGCUACUUUAUAGUAAUACAAUAUUUGUAUUUAAUGAUAGUAGACUUCAGAUUGUGGAAUUGAAUAGAGCUAUAUACAAGAAACAACACACAUUGUAUUAAAGAAAUAUAUAAAACUCACGUGACGUUUAAGU